CCUUUUGUUCCUUGCUGCCUUCCAUCUGCCCGUGUGUCCUGGCUGUUUUGUAACAGCAUCCCAUCAAAGCAUGGCCCCUAAAAAGCCAGAUCCCAAGAAGGAGGCUGCCAAACCUGCAGCAGCUCCAGCACCAGCUCCCCCUCCAGAACCACCCAAGGAACCUGCCUUUGAUCCCAAAAGUGUGACCAUUGAAUUUACUCCAGACCAGAUUGAAGACUUCAAGGAGGCCUUCAUGCUGUUUGACCGGACCCCAACUGGAGAGAUGAAGAUUACAUACAGCCAAUGUGGAGAUGUCAUGCGAGCCCUUGGGCAGAACCCAACCAAUGCAGAGGUUUUGAAGGUGCUGGGGAAACCAAAACCAGAAGAAAUGAAUACAAAGAUGUUGGAUUUUGAAACUUUCAUCCCAAUGUUGCAGCACAUUUCCCGAGCCAAGGACCAAGGGACUUUUGAGGACUUUGUGGAAGGGCUGCGUGUUUUCGACAAAGAAGGAAAUGGCACCGUUAUGGGAGCUGAACUGCGCCACGUACUUGCAACUUUAGGUGAAAAGAUGUCAGAAAGUGAAGUAGAACAACUAAUGUCUGGGCAGGAAGAUGCCAAUGGUUGCAUCAACUAUGAAGCUUUUGUCAAGCAUAUCAUGUCUGGUUGAAGACGGGAAUCCUUGAAAGUUCUUCAGAGGGGGAGAAAUUCCAUCCAUCAAGAAUUUGUCUCACAUCACUUUCACCCCUGAAUUCCCCAGGAGGUGGAUAUGCCACAAGCCGCGUAAGGGGGACUUUCCAUUAACACAGUAUAACAACUUCUGUACAUAAAAGAAUGGAUCCUCCAGUAUCGAUUUUAGAAUUCUAAUUGAUUGUUUUAUUUUGUCUUUCCAUCUGAUACCUUUGGUGUAUUCAAAUUAAAACAUGUGCGCAUAUCCACAUA
Messenger RNA from Anolis carolinensis (green anole), 918 nucleotides. It is a transcript of the gene myl4, whose product is annotated as myosin light chain 4. Bases 71 to 646 code for a protein of 191 amino acids. Gene Ontology annotation, molecular function: actin monomer binding; calcium ion binding. Lineage: Eukaryota; Metazoa; Chordata; Lepidosauria; Squamata; Anolidae. The record is from RefSeq and is a predicted model, not a curated record. The transcript is spliced from 7 exons. Gene Ontology annotation, biological process: cardiac muscle contraction. Gene Ontology annotation, cellular component: myosin II complex; A band.